Molecule: messenger RNA, 5467 nt
Organism: Ictidomys tridecemlineatus (thirteen-lined ground squirrel)
Lineage: Eukaryota; Metazoa; Chordata; Mammalia; Rodentia; Sciuridae
Source: RefSeq, a predicted model, not a curated record
GGGUUCCUGGAUUCCGGAGGCGCUCAAGGGUUGACAUCGGGCUCCCUUCGCUCCCAACGCCAAGUCUGGAGGGCUCCGGGAAGCCCCUUGGUGCCCAGCCCAGGGCCCCGUGACUAGCCGGCAGGGUUGGUUCGGCCUGGGCUCGCGGCUGUUAACCCCAGGCGGUGGCGCGCCGGCCAGAGGAAGAAUAGACCCUCGCACGGGAUUAGGGUGGCGGGUCAAAGAUCUACCCAGCGCGGUUGGCAUGGGUGACUCUGAUCUGCUCUUCCCGCCCACCUCCGGCCCGCCCCCGGCCAGCGGCCCUGUCCCAUCCCUGGCGUGGCUACCGCCCCUCGGGUCACCCCGCCCCCCUGCCUCUAGGGAGCGCCGUCCGCCAAGGCUCAAGGAGGGGACGAAGGAGCGACCUGCUUCUUGCACAGUGAUUUAAGCCCAAGAGAUGUUUCCAUUAAUUGGAAAAACAAUCAUCUUUGAUAACUUUCCUGAUCCUUCUGAUACAUGGGAAAUCACUGAAACUAUUGGCAAAGGAACAUAUGGGAAAGUUUUUAAAGUGUUGAAUAAGAAAAAUGGCCAAAAAGCAGCAGUCAAAAUUCUGGAUCCAAUUCACGAUAUUGAUGAAGAGAUUGAAGCAGAGUAUAAUAUUUUAAAAGCGCUUUCUGACCAUCCUAAUGUGGUCAAAUUCUAUGGGAUUUAUUUUAAGAAGGAUAAAAUAAAUGGAGAUAAGCUAUGGCUGGUUCUUGAGCUGUGCAAUGGAGGAUCCGUGACUGAUCUUGUGAAAGGAUUUCUGAAGAGGGGUGAAAGAAUGAGUGAGCCUGUAAUUGCCUAUAUUUUACAUGAAGCAUUAAUGGGACUUCAGCAUUUACAUAACAACAAAACUAUCCACCGUGAUAUAAAAGGAAAUAACAUUCUGUUGACUACUGAAGGUGGAGUUAAGCUGGUAGAUUUUGGCGUGUCUGCACAGCUCACCAGCACCCGGCACCGUAGGAACACAUCCGUGGGAACACCAUUUUGGAUGGCUCCUGAGGUGAUUGCAUGUGAGCAGCAAUUAGAUACCACUUACGAUGCCAGAUGUGACACUUGGUCCCUGGGUAUAACUGCCAUUGAGCUGGGUGAUGGAGAUCCUCCGCUGGCUGAGCUGCAUCCCAUGAGAGCACUCUUCAAAAUACCAAGGAAUCCACCUCCAAAACUAAGGCAGCCUGAGCUAUGGUCAGCAGAAUUCAAUGACUUCAUAAGCAAGUGCUUGACUAAAGAUUAUGAAAAGCGCCCAACAGUAUCAGAUCUUUUACAGCAUCAAUUCAUUACUCAAAUCGAAGGCAAAGAUGUGAUGUUACAAAAACAGCUAAUGGAAUUCAUUGACAUUCAUCAUUGCAUGGGAGGCACAGAAAAGGCCAGACAUGAACGUAUUCACACCAAGAAAGGCAACUUAAACAGAUCUCUAAUUUCCCAUCUGAAGGAUGUAGAUGAUUUAGCGACCCUAGAAGUUCUGGAUGAGAAUACAGUCUCAGAGCAGCUUGAAAAGUGUUAUUCGAGAGAUCAGAUCUAUAUCUAUGUGGGAGAUAUACUCAUUGCUCUUAACCCUUUUCAGAAUCUGGGUCUUUACUCUACAAAGCAUUCCAAACUAUAUCUUGGAGCAAAGAGAACUGCCAGCCCUCCUCACGUUUUUGCAAUAGCUGACUUAGGAUAUCAGUCUAUGGUCACAUAUAAUUCAGACCAGUGCAUAGUUAUUUCUGGAGAGAGUGGGGCUGGGAAGACUGAAAGUGCUCAUCUUUUAGUUCAGCAACUGACGGUGCUUGGAAAGGCUAACAACAGAACCCUGCAAGAGAAGAUUUUACAAGUGAACAAUUUGGUAGAAGCCUUUGGCAACGCCUGUACUAUUAUAAAUGACAAUUCCAGCCGAUUUGGGAAAUACUUGGAAAUGAAAUUUACCACUUCUGGAGCUGUAGCGGGAGCACAGAUUUCUGAAUACCUUCUGGAGAAAUCCCGAGUUAUCCACCAAGCCAUUGGAGAAAAAAAUUUUCACAUUUUUUACUACAUUUAUGCUGGUUUAGCUGAAAAGAAGAAACUGGCCCUUUACAAAUUGCCUGAAAAUAAGCCUCCCAGGUACCUAUACAGUGAUCAACUCAGAACAGUACAGGACAUGAUGAAUAAUAGUUUCUAUAAAGCCCAGUAUGAAUUAAUCGAGCAGUGUUUCAAAGUCAUAGGCUUUACAAUGGAGCAACUGGGAAGUGUAUACAGCAUACUCGCUGCCAUCUUAAAUGUUGGAAACAUUGAAUUUUCUUCUGUGGCCACUGAACACCAGAUUGACAAAAGCUACAUUUGCAAUCAUGCAGCUCUGGAGAACUCUGCCUCUUUGCUUUGCAUUCAGGCAGAUGAGCUGCAGGAUGCUCUCACCUCCCACUGUGUGAUCACAAGAGGAGAAACAAUUAUCCGACCCAACACUGUAGAAAAAGCUUCUGAUGUCAGAGAUGCCAUGGCUAAAACUUUAUAUGGGCGUCUCUUCAGUUGGAUAGUCAAUCGCAUUAACAGUUUGUUGAAGCAUGAUACCUUGCCAAGUGGGAAUGGUGAUGAGCUGAGCAUCGGCAUACUUGAUAUAUUUGGCUUUGAAAAUUUCAGAAAAAAUUCCUUUGAGCAGCUGUGCAUUAACAUUGCAAAUGAACAAAUUCAGUAUUAUUUUAAUCAACAUGUGUUCACAUGGGAACAGAAUGAAUACCUAAACGAAGAUGUUGAUGCUAGAGUUAUUGAAUAUGAAGAUAACCGGCCCCUCUUAGAUAUGUUCCUGCAGAAGCCAAUGGGUUUACUUUCCCUACUUGAUGAAGAAAGUAGAUUUCCCAAGGCCACGGACCAGACCCUUAUAGAAAAAUUUGAGGGUAACCUGAAAUCACAGUACUUCUGGAGACCCAAAAGAAUGGAACUUAGUUUUGGAAUUCACCAUUAUGCAGGAAAGGUCCUCUAUAGUGCAAGUGGGUUCUUAGCUAAAAAUAGAGACACUCUGCCAACUGACAUUGUGCUACUUUUGAGGUCAUCAGAAAACAGUGUAAUUCGGCAACUAGUUCACCACCCUCUCACAAAAACAGGUAACCUGCCACUCUCUAAAACUAAAAAUAUAAUAAACUAUAAAAUGAGGACUUCAGAAAAAUCAGUUAACCUGACAAAGGGUGAAACUGGAGAAGCCACACCUCAUGCCUGUGAAACAACCAACAUGAAAACACAAACAGUUGCAUCGUAUUUUCGAUAUUCCCUGAUGGAUUUGUUAUCUAAAAUGGUGGUGGGCCAGCCUCAUUUUGUCCGUUGCAUCAAACCAAAUAAUGAGCGGCAGGCAAGAAAAUAUGACAAAGAGAAGGUUCUGCUACAGCUUCGCUACACAGGAAUUCUGGAAACAGCAAGAAUCCGAAGACUGGGAUACUCACAUAGGAUACUUUUUGCUAACUUCAUAAAGCGGUACUAUGUUCUCUGCUACAAGUCCAGUGAAGAGCCCCCCGUGAGCCCUGACACCUGUGCCACCAUUUUGGAAAAAGCUGGCCUUGAUAACUGGGCUCUUGGAAAAACAAAAGUAACACUUCAUGUGUUCCUUAAAUAUUAUCAUGUGGAACAGUUAAAUCUAAUGCGGAAAGAAGCCAUUGACAAGCUCAUUUUGAUUCAAGCCUGUGUCAGAGCAUUCUUGGCUUCAAGAAGAUACCAAAAAAUACAACAGAAAAGGAAAGAAAGUGCUAUAAUAAUUCAGUCAGCUGCAAGAGGACAUCUAGCCAGGAAACAAAGAAAAGAAAUGGUUGACAUGAAAAACACAGCAGGAGCAACCAUCCAGAUGUGUGAUCAAGGACUUGACUACAAGAAAAACUUUGAAAAUAAGAGGGAAUCUUUUGUGAAGAAACGGACAGAAAAUUUAGUAUCUACUAAUGAAACUCUGAUUCCAGAUUUAAAUAGUAAAGGGAGUCCUUUGAUAGGGAAGGCUUCUACUUUCAAAACCAAAGGGGAAGCCACCAAUGCUGUUGAGAGUAACAACAGAGGAUAUCAAACUCAGCAAAAAGUGAAUAAUGUGUAUGGAGAAAAGGCUGAUCAAGAACUGUACCUCAUCGGGCACCCCUGGGCAGAAGAAGUAAGCCCCAAACAGAAGUAUAUCAAAGACCAAGAAGAAAACAAAAUAAAGACAAGGGAGGAAAACACUGUGAUCCAGAGUCAUUAUCAGAGGUACACUCAAGAAAGGAAUUUUGAAGAAUCCAAAGCAGCAUAUCUGGGAAAGGGGAUCCCAUCAGAAGGGCCAUGCGACCCAGGACUUUGGUUAGCUGAGAAUGAGAAUUCCUUUAAAAAGACUUGGGAACCUACUCUUAACCAAAGGUCAGUUUCUCAAAAUGCACAUCAUAGCAAAGAAAAAGAAAAGACUUCAGUAGUUACCCAGAAUUCAUCUGUGUACAGCCAGGAGAGAGGCCAUCAGAGAUACCAGGCAGUCAAAGAGAGGCCCGUUGAACCAAUGAUACAGGACCAGGAAGAAAGCAAAGCUGCUGUGUUCACUCAGAACAAAUAUGGGGGAUUUAUGCAAAGGCAGCAACUAGGGGAGGGCAGGGUGUCUCCUUCUUUUAAUAAUGAAAAGGUUCUGGCAACACCAGCAGAAGUAACAAGAAACACCUACAAUGUGUAUUCCUGUCCCUCAAAACAUGAGGAAACCCCCAAUAUCAAGAUGAAGGAUGACAGACACUCAAAAGCAACUUCAGAAAAAGAAGCCUGUGAUUUGGCAAUAUUUUCAAAACAGAUAUCAAAGUUAUCUGAAGAAUAUUUCAUUCUGCAGAAAAAAAUGAAUGAAAUGAUUUUGUCACAGCAACUGAAGCCACUUUAUCUGGGUGUUGAUCCUUGUAAGUCAAUUAAUGGAACGGUUUCUUCUCAGCAGUGCCUCUCAGAUAUCUCUCAAGGAAAAGACCCAAAAAUAUUGAGACCCCCAAGACGACCCCGGAAACCCAAAACAUUAAAUAACCCCGAAGAUUCCACAUACUAUUAUCUACUACAUAAGCAGCCUUUAAUGUCAUAUCCGCAUCUCGUGGUUCAGGAUUCCAAGACACAGAAGUCAAUCCAAGAAGAGAAACGAAGACCAAGGAAAGACAGUCAGGGAAAAUUAUUAGAUUUGGAAGAUUUCUAUUAUAAGGAAUUUUUGCCCAGUCAUUCUGGACCAAAGUACCAUGACCCUAACUUAAGAGAAUCAAGACAACAGCAGGAACUCCAGAGUCAAUGCUUUAUGGCUAAUGAAAGGUAAUAAACUACAUUUUAAAAUAUAGCAUGUUCAACUUUAUGCUCACAAUACUGUUUUUUUAGCAACUUCACUUUACUUAUGGGCUAAUGACAAAGUGGUUUUACUGAAUAUUGCUUCUCACAAGGGAUACAAUGUUUAAAGAUAAAAAUGUUGCAGUAGCAUAAUCAAACGAUCUUCAUUUUCUUAGCAAAAUCCCAGUUUAUUCCUGUUUGUAUACCUGUUUUCUUGGUCUAA